This is a messenger RNA of Vitis vinifera (wine grape), 2894 nucleotides long. RefSeq names its product protein DETOXIFICATION 56. Lineage: Eukaryota; Viridiplantae; Streptophyta; Magnoliopsida; Vitales; Vitaceae. Gene Ontology annotation, molecular function: xenobiotic transmembrane transporter activity; antiporter activity. Gene Ontology annotation, biological process: xenobiotic detoxification by transmembrane export across the plasma membrane. The transcript has a single exon. Gene Ontology annotation, cellular component: membrane. The record is from RefSeq and is a predicted model, not a curated record. Bases 644 to 2098 code for a protein of 484 amino acids.
CUACCCAAUUGAUGGAGCCUUUUCGGUAUUGUACCAAAAAAGCACCUUUCUAUAUAUUAUAAUAUGGCCUGCAUUAUAAUAUGUCAUAGUAUUACACUACAAUCAUAACAAAAUUCUAAAUUAAUUAAUUUCACCACUCUACACCCCAUUUUCUAAAGCGAAAAACAUUAAAAUAAAAUAACUAGUUAGAAAAAAAGAUAAUUGAAAAAUAUGCAUAGACAUGUUUUCCCCUCUGUUUUAAGUAAAUGGAGUUUCCCAUAUUAAUGCCAAGAGGUGGAUGGUUACGUCUUUAAGCUUCUUCGUUAAUGGUGAUAUGGAUGAGUUUUUCAGGUGUGUGAUUUCCUCUUUUAAACUAUACUACUUCGUAAAUGCCACUGAAUGCUAAUAUCCUCAACAGAGAAACGUGGGGGGAAUGAAAUCUGUGUUAGCGUAAUAUCAUUCUCAUCACCCACUAUAAAAUCCACCACCAGCUCUCUCUUCCAUAAUUGGCGGUUACAAAAAGCCAGCUUUCCUGUUCUCCUUUACAGACAAACUCCUUCACGAAACCCAUGCACUUCUUCAUGUUCAAUGUCUAUCUAAAUACCUAAAUUUCUUAUCUUUCCUAGUCUUGGAGACCACCCCACCAUUCCAUUUUGCAACACAGAUGGAGAAGCUCCCUCACCUGCCCUCACCUCCCCCUCCUACACAUACGAUGCUAUCCGAGCUGAGGAAGCAGAGAGGAAUUGUGGUUCCCCUCAUGGUCAUGAACUUGGCUUGGCUGGGCAAGUGUGUCAUCACUACUGUGUUUCUGGGCCAGCUUGGAGAGCUGCAGUUGGCCGGUGGUGUGCUCGGGUUCACCUUUGCAAAUGUGACUGGCUACUCUGUGUUGAAUGGGCUCUGUUGUGCCAUGGAACCUAUAUGUGGUCAGGCUUGUGGGGCUAAAAAUGUUAGGCUUCUACACAAGACCCUUGUCAUGGUAACCAUCUUAUUGCUGACUACUGCAGUGCCUAUAUCCUUCUUGUGGCUCAACGUUGACAAGAUCCUCAUUUAUUUUGGCCAACAAGAAGAUAUUUCUAUGGUUGCCAAGACCUAUCUCUUGUAUCUCCUGCCCGAUUUGUUCGUCAUUUCAUUGCUUUGUCCUCUGAAAACCUACUUGAGCGCACAAAGCAUGGUCUUUCCUAUAAUGUUCAGCACGUCUGUUGCACUGGCUUUUCAUGCACCUAUCAACAUCUUACUCUCCAGAGCCAAGGGUCUGAAGGGAGUUUCCAUGGCAGGCUGGGUAACUGAUCUCCUUAUUGUGAUCCUGCUUGCAUUUUAUGUGUUGAGGAUAGAGAGUAGCAAGGAAAGAAGAUGGAAGGAAGGAGGGUGGUGGGAUCAAGGAGUAGGCGACUGGAUCAAAAUGCUAAAACUAUGUGGUCCAAGUUGCCUCACCACCUGCCUUGAGUGGUGGUGCUAUGAGAUUUUGGUGUUGCUCACGGGGCGGCUCCCGAAUGCCAAGCAGGCAGUGGGGGAGUUAGCCAUAGUGCUAAACUUUGAUUACCUGCUCUACUCUGUCAUGCAAUCGCUUGCUACAUGUGCAUCCACCCGUGUCUCGAAUGAACUUGGCGCAAACCAACCAGACCUUGCUUAUCAGUCAGCAUAUAUUUCCUUUCUGGUGAGCUUCGCCUCGGGUUGCAUAGGUGCCGCAAUGAUGGUCUCUGCCAGAGGUAUUUGGGGGUAUUUAUAUAGCCACGAUGCAAGGACUAUCAGAGGUGUAAAGAAGAUGCUGCUGCUAAUGGCUCCGGUGGAGGUGGUGAACUUCCCUUUAGCAGUUUGUGGAGGAAUAGUCCGGGGAACAGCUAGGAUGUCGUUGGCAAUGUAUGCCAAUCUUGGUGGGUUCUACUUGGUGGCCCUGCCCUUGGGCAUGGUUUUCGCUUUCAAGGCAGGGCUUGGACUUGGGGGACUACUAAUAGGGCUCUUGGUCGGUGUGGUUGUGUGCUUGGCUUUGUUGUUGGUGUUCAUUUUUAGGAUUGAUUGGGCUGAAGCAGCUGGCAAGGCACAAAUACUUGCCUGUAGGGAACAGGAAAUUGCCAAGGAAGAUGAAAAUCACAGAAUUUUGAAGACCCUCGAAAAUCCAUGAACAUAAUUUCUCAGGGGAAAUUGAGUACUGUUGAAGCCAGCAUGCCACAAACAGGAUAUGUACUCAUAUGGAGACCUUGCAUAAAUCAAACAGGAACAGAGAUUGUAUAUAAACUUCAUGAUUCAUGCUCGACAGACCUGGUACUGUCAAAUUCUGAAAAAAUUUCAUCAGAAAGCUUAGAACAGCAUAAUCAAUCCAUCUGAUUAAAAAAACACAUCAGUAUCCAAAAUGAAUGUGUUAAUUGGAGCUAUUAACCAUCUAAAAAAUCCAGGUUCAGAACUUGAAACUCCAGCUCCUAGGCUUUCUCAUGGUUGAACCAUGGGCAGCUAUUAUCUUGGAAGUCACUGCAUCUUCCUUUCUAGACCAGAUUCCAAGGAGCAAAUGAUUUGUCUUACCUUCUCUAAUUUUACUUGCAUGUCCAUUAAUCAAACACAAACGGUUUUUGUUUAUGUUGAAGAAUGAAAUAAGGAAAGUUGUGAUUUUGAAAAGAGAAUUAGGCAAUCCUGUGAUCAAGGGAUUUUGUUGUAAUUGAGUGAAGUCCCUAAUUUAGGUCCUAGGAUUUUUGUAUAUACAUGUAUAUAUGUAUGUAUGAGUCUAUGUACAGAAAAUUAAUUAAAAAGAAGAAUUUUAUACCUUUUAUUCUUCAAUCUCUCUUCUACAUGGUAUCAAAGCUCUAGGCUCAUAAAUUUGGGAAGAGAAGCUUUUUGGCCUUCAUUGCCGAGUUGAAAAUCGUAGCCGACCUUCAUCGUCGACCCUAAGGUGUCCCUCUUUGUGCUGCAAACAUAGCUUCACACUG